GCGGGUUCUGUCGUCGGGAAGGUGCGCGCGCCCUCUACCCGCUCCGCGUGCUCGGAAGACGGCCGCGUGCGCGCUCGGGUGAAGGCGGCGGCGGCGGCGAGGAUCCGGAUCCACAUCCGGAGCGGGAGGCUUUGCGGCCCCCGUUUGUGCCCAGCCGGGGCUCGGCGUUCCCCCCUCCUCAGCCCGGGGCCUAACUCUGCCCGAUCUCUUCGCACCCCCUCCCCUCCCCUCUCCUCUCCUUCUCAGCGUGACCCGGGGACGGGCAGCGGCUGCUUUCCUUUCAGAGCAAGUACUAUGUCCAGUGAGUCACAGAGGGCUGAUGACAGCCCGAGUACCAGUAGUGGUAGCUCAGAUGGGGAUCAACGUGAGAGUAAUCAGCAAGAACAAGAAAGGCAACAACAGCAGCCUAAGAAGAAGGAUGCCAAGAUUUCCGGUAAAACGGCUGCUAAACUUUCAACUAGUGCUAAAAGGAUUCAGAAAGAACUCGCAGAAAUUACACUCGAUCCUCCCCCAAACUGCAGUGCUGGGCCCAAAGGAGACAAUGUCUAUGAAUGGAGGUCAACUAUCCUGGGUCCUCCAGGUUCAGUGUACGAGGGUGGUGUCUUCUUCUUAGAUAUCACAUUUUCACCGGACUACCCCUUCAAGCCACCUAAGGUGACAUUCCGGACAAGAAUCUAUCAUUGCAAUAUCAACAGUCAGGGAGUGAUCUGUCUGGAUAUUCUGAAGGAUAACUGGAGCCCAGCACUCACCAUCUCGAAGGUUCUUCUGUCAAUUUGUUCACUUCUAACAGACUGCAACCCCGCGGACCCUCUCGUUGGAAGCAUAGCAACUCAAUACCUGACCAACAGAGCAGAACAUGACCGAAUAGCCAGGCAGUGGACCAAGAGAUAUGCUACAUAGGGUAGACAGCAGUAACUCCUGGACUCUGGGAAAGCACACUCCGCCUGCAACAACCCAGAUUCCCUCCUGACUUUAUUUUAAGCCCUGCUCUUUUUUAAAAAAUAUCUUUGUGUAAAAAUAUCCUUCUGUUCCUUGAAGACUUGAAGAAAUUUGACACCUGGUUGUUUUUACAAUGUCUAAAUCUCUACAAUGUAAAGAAUGUUCACGUUAUAUAUGUAGAGAGUUUUAUUGUUACAUAGGUUUGUAUAAGUGUGCCCUCUUCCAUGAUAGAUUUAUAUCUGAUUUCUUCACGUAGGUUGCAAUUAGAGCCAGAUUUUUUGUAUUGAAGUCGACCAUGUCAGGUGCAUGCUACCGGGCUAUCACUGCAGUAGGUUAAGUUCACAGUCACUGUGCAUUACUACAAUGACUGGCUUUGUCACCUGCCUCAUUAUCUUCUUUUCUCAAAAAGGCUGACGAACGACACUUAAAAUUUGUGUAGUUUGAACAAUCCAGUGGAUUCCGGUUAAUUGGGGCAAGACUGUGGCUGAACAUUUUCUCAGUAGUGUCAGUCACGUGCACUGUGUGGCCAUUAGACACUGCACUGUGCUUAAAGGAAACAGUUUUUAAAUAGCAUGCUUGUAUCCAGACAGCAGUUAUUUCUCUCACCAACCGUUGGUGAGAAAUAAACAGUAGGAUAAUUCAGAACUGUUUUACUCACUGCAUUUUCAAGCAUUCAGUCCUCAAUGCCAGAAACAGCCAGGAGUGACAUUUUUAAAAAUAUUUCACUACUUCAAUUUAGAAACUAUGAAGAAUCUAAAAGUAUUAACGAUAAUCUUGAAUGUUACCAUGAAAAUUUGGAGGAUGCAAUUGGUGAUAGCAUUGUAUGAAGGCUGUCCAUUAUUUACAAGUGUCUGCGCUGAGUUUGUUCAUUUAUAGUCAAUCAAAAGAAUGCGGCAGCGUACACUGGACGAAUUCCUCCGUUGUUAACCAUUACAAACUAAUACUCAGUGUUCUAAUUUCUUCUGUAUUUCAUUUAAAUACAUAAUUUCUUAGUUAAACAGUAGUUUGUCCUUUUUAGUACCUUUUUAACUAUUUGGCUAAGUGGGGCAGCUGCUUAAUUGGGCCAAAAUGUGCUGGUCCUGCUGUGUCCCAAAUAACCGGAAUCCACUUUACUUACUUUCAAAUGCUUGUAAAUUUUGAGAUGAUUGCAAUUCUUGACUGUGGAACAGUUUGAUGUACACUUGUAUUAUUGCACCCAUUAAAACAGCACCAUGGCUGAGAUAC
This is a messenger RNA of Mobula hypostoma (lesser devil ray), 2163 nucleotides long. RefSeq names its product ubiquitin-conjugating enzyme E2 E2. The record is from RefSeq and is a predicted model, not a curated record. The transcript has 6 exons. Gene Ontology annotation, molecular function: ubiquitin conjugating enzyme activity. Gene Ontology annotation, biological process: protein K11-linked ubiquitination; protein K48-linked ubiquitination; protein K63-linked ubiquitination. Lineage: Eukaryota; Metazoa; Chordata; Chondrichthyes; Myliobatiformes; Myliobatidae. Gene Ontology annotation, cellular component: nucleus. The coding region runs from base 295 to 900 and encodes 201 amino acids.